GUCACUGGCUCCAUCAUUCCCGCUUGAGAUAUCAAAACCCUAGGGGUUUCUCUUUUUCUUCCAUUUCCAUUCCUUUCCCAUUCGUCUCUGCACUCCAAAAUCGCAACAAUGUCGAUGUCCAAGAGUUCCAAAAUGCUUCAGUUCAUCAACUACCGGAUGCGGGUCACCAUCCAAGACGGGCGCCAGCUGGUCGGCAAAUUCAUGGCCUUCGACCGCCACAUGAAUCUCGUGCUCGGCGACUGCGAGGAGUUCCGCAAGCUUCCUCCUGCUAAAGGAAAGAAGAACUCCAACACCAACGAGGAACGCGAAGACCGUCGAACCCUUGGCCUUGUUCUUCUCCGUGGCGAAGAGGUUAUUUCCAUGACCGUCGAGGGUCCUCCUCCUCCUGAAGAGUCUCGCUCCAAGGCUGCUUCCGCUAAUGCUGUCCCUGGCCCUGGUAUUGGCCGUGCUGCUGGCCGUGGGAUCCCCACUGGGCCCCUUGUUCAGGCCCAGCCUGGUCUUGCUGGCCCUGUCCGUGGUGUUGGAGGUCCUGCUCCCGUGAUGCAGCCACAGAUUUCUCGACCACCUAUUCCGCAGCUCUCCGCUCCUCCCAUGACUUACCCUGCUGCUGGUGGACCACCCGUGAUCCGUCCCCCUGGGCAAAUGCCACCUGGUGCUUACCCGGGACAACCGCAACCACCUCAGAUGCCACGUGGCCCACCUCCUCAGGUACCCGCACCGGCUUUUGGAGUGAGGCCUCCUCAGCAGUUCAUGCCACCUCCUCAAUAUGGUCAGAGGCCAAUGGUUCCACCUCCAGGACCAAUGAUGAGAGGACCUCCAGCUCCACCGCCUCCACGACCUGGAAUGCCUGCUCCACCUCCACCACGGCCUGGAAUGCCCCGCCUCCUGGUGCUGUUCCUGUUUUGGACCACCACGUCCAGGGAUGCCACCUCCACCAAAUCCUCAAAAUCAGCAGCAGAACCAGUAGCAGUAGUGAUUUUGAUUUGGUUUAUUCUCCACUAUUGUUUGAAGUUUCAAAGACUAAGCAGGCAGGGGUUUAAUAGGGGUGCUGUGAUGAUUUUCGUCUGGAAUCUAAUGGCAGAGUUCUUACAAACUAGGCUUUAGAGCUUGUUUCCUGAGGAUCUCUCUUUGUGGCGGCAGCAGCAGCAGCAGCAGCAGCAGCUAGUGUAUAAUUUAUUAGUGAUUGGAUGAAUGGAAAAUUUCUGUCCCUUUCGUAGGUAGGUCUAUCUCAUGUUGUAGUUGCACAGUAUGUUUUGUGAGCAUGGUGUUCCUUUGCCAUGAAAAGGUUUAGCAUUAACUGACCAAUAGACAUUGAACCUCAAAAUUACUUGGUAUUUCUUUUGUGAAUGUGCCUUUACCAUUUAGGACGAGAUUUCUUUUUUUA
Messenger RNA from Theobroma umbraticum, 1384 nucleotides. Its product is annotated as Small nuclear ribonucleoprotein family protein. NCBI's taxonomy places the organism in Eukaryota, Viridiplantae, Streptophyta, Magnoliopsida, Malvales, Malvaceae. Gene Ontology annotation, biological process: mRNA splicing, via spliceosome. Gene Ontology annotation, cellular component: catalytic step 2 spliceosome; U4 snRNP; U5 snRNP. The record is from RefSeq and is a predicted model, not a curated record. Gene Ontology annotation, molecular function: RNA binding; snRNP binding.